AUGAUAACUGCUACCGCUGCAUGCCUUUUUUACGACUAUAUUCUCACGUUUGAGGAUGAACGAUACCUCAUCUGGCCCUCCCAUCUCUCCUAUACUAAACUUGCAUUCUUUGUUAACCGCUACUUACCAAUGCUUGCGACAAUUGGCGUGCUGCACACGCUUAUCAUAGAGGAUGCUUCUCAGACUGAUUAUUUCGAUACUUGCAAGGCGAGGUUCCUGAUUUUCAGUAGCUUCGUGUUGGUGGAGUUCCUCGUCGCUGCCUUCAUCAUCUAUACUCGUGCAUAUGCUGUGUGGGGAUGCACUAGACCUAUGCUUGUUCUUCUCACAGUCGCAUACGUUGCCUUCUGUGCUCUCGCGACGUACUUCGCCGCACACUUCAUAAGCUCGGUGACAGUCUUUGACCAACAAUUAUUCUCGAGAGGCUGUAUCCUUGGCUUGCACAGCUGCCAUGCGUGCUUAUUUGCCUUGAUAAUUCUCGUGAUAUCCGAAUCAUUUGCACUCGUGAUGAUCCUGGUCAAAGCAUCUCAGAUGCCAAACUCAACAAUGAUGCAACAAAUAUCGGAGGAUGGCAUUGUUUAUUACAUAAUCGUCGUAUGCACUUCCAUAGCAAACAUUGUCAUACUCAGUAAAGCUCCUCCUACACUGUGUGACUUCCUGCUCGCCACGCAAGCUGCACUACAAAGCAUCUGCUGCAACCACCUAAUGUUCCGCAUCAAAGGGACGUGCUUAAGUACCUCUCUCUCAUUCAAGUGCUACACCCGUCCACAUUCGCGAAUGCAGUCUGAUGCACAGAUCACUUCUGAUGAUAUUGAAUUGGGUCUGCCAAUGCUUGGGCUUCCCACAGUUCUCGACCUUCCGAGUUACAGUUCUAACCCGUCGUAA
Molecule: messenger RNA, 882 nt
Organism: Fomitiporia mediterranea MF3/22
Lineage: Eukaryota; Fungi; Basidiomycota; Agaricomycetes; Hymenochaetales; Hymenochaetaceae
Exons: 13
Coding region: 1-882 (293 amino acids)
Source: RefSeq, a predicted model, not a curated record